UUUUUUUUUAAUUUCGUCCAAAUUUGUGUUGCUGAGCAGCUCAACCGUUGGGUUCGCAACGAUGUCGGACGAGUUCGAGUUCGCCGAUAAGGGAAACAAGAUUAUCUACGAAAAAGAAGCCAAAGGGUUCAACCCUGGAUUGAUAGUACUGCUCGUUGUUGGGGGACUAAUGCUGAUGUUCCUUGUGGGGAACUAUGUCCUUUACUCAUACGCACAGAAGACACUUCCUCCUAGAAAAAAGAAGCCGGUAUCCAAGAAAAAGAUGAAGCGGGAGAGGCUGAAGCAAGGAGUCUCCGCACCAGGUGAGUAGGAAUUCAAGGUUUGGUAUCCGUUUAGUUGCGAUAAGCCAUCGGCAACCCUUGUGAACUGUUUAGAGGACUGUAGGCAACUGAAAUAAUGUCCACUGGCUGAUGUUUGUUCGGUGGAGUUUCAGAGGUCUUUUCGUUUUUCUGUUUAGAAAGUCAUAUAGUAGUGUUCAAGCU
This is a messenger RNA of Hibiscus syriacus, 482 nucleotides long. RefSeq names its product DNA-binding protein S1FA-like. The transcript has 2 exons. NCBI's taxonomy places the organism in Eukaryota, Viridiplantae, Streptophyta, Magnoliopsida, Malvales, Malvaceae. Gene Ontology annotation, biological process: regulation of DNA-templated transcription. Gene Ontology annotation, molecular function: DNA binding. Gene Ontology annotation, cellular component: nucleus. The coding region runs from base 62 to 310 and encodes 82 amino acids. The record is from RefSeq and is a predicted model, not a curated record.